Notodromas monacha is the source of this 5012-nucleotide messenger RNA. NCBI's taxonomy places the organism in Eukaryota, Metazoa, Arthropoda, Ostracoda, Podocopida, Cyprididae. The record is from the annotation of a GenBank genome assembly.
UGUGUGUUUUUGCAGUGUGUCUUCGGUUGAGACCGACGCGCUUCGUGUCUGAGGAAUUGAUAAGACAUUUCCUGAGUCUGAGCGACAAAAUUCUGCGACAGCGUUUUUCGGUGAGACGGACACCUGCAUCGAUUUGAACUCGGAGCGGUGAUCGGCCACGCAAGCAGGAUUGUUUGAUGGUUGUGGCUGAGGUAGCCCAUGAGCGAGCAAAAUCCGGAUUCAUCAGUUCGCGGCUGACGUUCGCGGAGGAUCUAAACCGCGCUUCCUGCCUUUGACCGGUGCGAAAGGUCGACGCUGCACUUGCUCGCGAGGCUGUGCACGAAUCAAUGAAUUGACGUCAUCGCGGGCGCACCACCACAAGCGGCUGCACUAGUCUCCCUAAUUGCGCUAAUCGCGCGCUGUGAAAAAAAAGGCGGAAAGAUUAAAGAGAAAAGGCGUCGAGCCAGCCUGCGUGGGUCGUCGUCAGUGCAGUGCUAGCCUCAUCAGGAUCCGCCACAACACAUACUUGCUCACCCGCCGACGCUAUGGGAAGGAAAAAGAUCCAGAUUUCUCGGAUAACGGACGAACGAAACCGACAGGUGACGUUCAAUAAGAGGAAGUUCGGCGUUAUGAAAAAGGCGUACGAACUUAGCGUGCUGUGCGAUUGCGAAAUCGCUCUGAUAAUCUUCAGCUCCUCAAACAAGCUUUACCAGUACGCUUCCACUGACAUGGACAAAGUGCUGCUGAAAUACACCGAGUACAACGAGCCGCACGAAUCACUCACCAACAAGGACAUUGUCGAGGCGUUGAACAAGAAGGAACAUAAAAAUGGUGCCAUGGGCAGUCCGGAGAGUCCAGACCCCGAUCACGACUUCUCCUCGCUCACCCCACGUACGGAGGCCAAGUAUUCCAAGAUCAACGAGGAGUUUCAGCAACACGUCAUGAUGCAUCGGAACCAAUUGAAUGGCGCACGGGUCGGCGGGUCUCAGGGAAAUUUCACGCUACCUGUGACCGUGCCUGUGAACGGAGGAUACGGGAAUCAAGGCGAUCAUGCGACUCUGAGCGUUCCCCAUCUACACAGCCAUCAGUCACUUAGCCCACGUCCCGGAUCUUCGGCGGUUGGUACCGGGGCCGUUUUGGGCGGCAUUUCCUGCGGGUUAACUCAGGGUUCAAAUCCGGUGCGCACGGCGUCUCUACGCCUGCUCAUCCCGAAUCAUAAUCCCAUCUCCGGUGCGGGUCCGUCUGCUACUGUUCAUUUGGCAGCGCUGUCCAUAAACAGCGACGCGUUGAUCACUGGUGAUUCCAGCCGUGCGUUGACGAUUACAAACGCACUGCCGGGCACGAGCCACAACUACUCAGCCUUCCCGAUAACCGGAGACGGACCGGGCAGCGGGGCGGCUAACGGACCAUCCGGCGGACAUACUGGCGCAAACGGCGACUACCACGGCAUAACAGCGGACGUCCCGACAUUGGCACUCAACUCCACAACCAUGCUGCACUCGUGGGGAAACUCAAACGUACCGCUGGCCGCCGCACUUGGGAUGUCGUCAGGGGGUUUCGACAGGACGACGAUCCCGCAUUUGAAUUUCUCGUCCGCAUCCUCGCCUCAGGGCAUGGGUGCCUCGUCGCCGCCUUCCCCGAUGGUGGCAAACCUGACUGUGAAAUCGGAGCCGGUUUCCCCGCCUCACGGACUGCAUCGCCACCACCUACACCAGGCAAUUUCGCCGGGCAUGGACACGUUGAGGCCGCAGCAUCACCGGCCCAACUCCGCUGCCGGCGGGCAUUUGUCGCCCUCACCGGUCUCGCUGAGCGCACAAGCCAGUCAAGGUCAUUUGACUCCAGUUCCGAAUCCAUCGCCAGAACCAAUGGGCGGGCACCCAUCUUCCGACUCGUACGAGCAUUUGGCAAAACGACAACGGAUCGAAGGAUGGGCUACCUAAUCUUAUGAGCACUCCGGAGCAACUGCUGUGGCGUCUCCAAGAAUCGCAGAAAAAAAACGAAAAAAAGUUAAAGAAAAUGAGUCGCGAAUUUUUGUUUCAUUAAGGUCGGUCGCUCAAUGUCAGCGCGACUCAUCUUCUGAGAACAUAGGCGAGUGUUGAUCGGUUUGACGUGUGUGAAGGGAUGAAAACCCUGAAAAAAGGGGGGAUGCGCUUGUCAAAUGUUCGUGUUCAGAUAUUUUUUGUUGGAUGCGACACUGGGGAUGUCUCGGCUGCGCAUGGGGCCAGGUUCCUCUUGUUCAUAUUUGCUUUCAUACGUCGUUGUCCUACGGCAGUCGCUGCUGGUGACAGUGGAAAACGCGAAACGUUUCAGCGGUCCUGUAUUCUUCCAAUCAAUGCUUCGUGACCACUGGUUCUGCACAGAAUGCGUAACUCUCCGUUGAGAGACUGCACAGGGAAUUCUGGAACCCAGCUGGAACUUCUGCGCUUUUUUUUCCGCGAUCUCGAAGCUGGUCUUUUUGAAAACCUCGUCCGACUAGCAGGCUGUCAGGUGAAAGAAAGCUCGUCGGAACGACAGUGCUGAUGCGAUCAUUGAAGGGCUUGUCGGACUUUCAGACGCAAGCUUAUUUUUUCGAGUUCAAAUCGAAGGACGUAAUACGGAUCGAAGUGUUGGGAAAAAAUUCUUUCCUGUAAGAAAUGUCGCGUUUGGGUGUCGAGGAUUUGUGUUGUGUCGCUGGCAAUGUUUGAUUUCGUUUUUCACCUUGAAGUUUUUGUACCGAAAUCGAGUUCACUUUGGCAAGUUACGGAACUUGGUCAAGCCAUCUCGACUCACUCUCGGAUUUAAGUCAGUGCAGUGGGGUGAACUCCGGCACAUUUUUUCAAAUUGCUCGGGGAAUUCUAUGUGCUAAAAAUCAACUAAAUGACUCUGGAAAUAUCUUAAAGUCACCGACAGUUUCGUCGUGAGAAAAAAAAUGCAGCAAAACUUAUUCCGAAGAACUCCAGAAUAAGUUGGUAAAGCUAUGCAUUUCGAUAGUAUUGUAAUUUGAAUUCAGAAGUGAGUUCUUCGGUUGACCCUCGAAUGCAGCGACAAAUCACGCAUAAAACCCUGUGAACUCGAAUCAAACUUUUUUCGAAGAAGAACUUUCGAAAGCUGACCAUACUUCUCUCUAGGUGAGUUGCAGCGUUGAAACUACUGCACUGUACUGUCUUUCUUCCUACAAGAUUACCUUCAAGAAAGAGCUGUGCUACUCAUCGAACGCGGUGUGCCACUCAACUUUCAGAUUGACGAUGAUCUUCUCAACUUGCUGAAGUGAACUUAUUUAUUGUGAGGCUGAGAGAUGAGAAAGAUUUUUAUUGCACCGAGGAACCUCGGGACUCAGCUAUGGUCAGUUGGGUGACUGUGCAGCCGGUUGUUGAAUUGUUGACGAGGCCGCUCUCAUGUUUAGUUUGGGUGUGACGCAGCUCAGUCCGUUCCGCUGGAAAUCUCAGUACGGCCUGUGUACAGCAACUGGGCACGGUGCUGCGUGUCAAACCUCCGAGAAGGAUUUGUAAAAAAGAAAAGAGAGCGAAUUAAUGGGUUCUAGGCUGGCAUUUAUCCCGCGGUAGCCUCAUUUUGUGGUUGUAAACAAACUUUUGGUGAACUAGGUGCAGGACUUGUCGGCCUUUCCCGAACUGAGGUUCCUAAAUAAAUUCCUUGUUAAAAAGAAAGCGCUGCCGGCGGCUGGUUGAGAGGAUGAUAUAUUUGGGAAAAAUAAACUAGUGGUUCGAAGAGCUCAAACUGUUCUCCACCGUCCCUGAGCAAGAUGAACUGACGUUGGACCGGAAUUUUAUGGAGAGGAAUAUCGACUUUUAAAGGUUGCUCCCGCAAACCGAAUAUUUUUUGGCGUGGAUGAGAUUUUACGCUGAGGAAGAGUCUAUAUAUGAAGAGAAGUUCUGGGAUUGGGAUCAAGUAUUUCUGCGUGUGUAAAGAGACGGACUAUCACGUUUCAUUUUACGGGCUAUUUUUCGAGCUUGAAUUCGCUGUGAUUUUUCUUUUGUUUAUUGCCUUGCAUAUCAGCGUCACCGAUGGUUUUCUUUCCUUUGCCGCUUCCGGUCCCGCUCCCCUCUUGAGUUUCCUGCAUAUCACAGAGUAAACUAAAAAGUAGAUGCUUCCAACUUGUGAAUGAUGGGAAUGGAAUUUAACAGUGUUACCGGGUUGUUGACUACUCCCUCCUGCGUGAGGAUGUGAGUCAUGCAUGUUUAAAUGUUUGGUAAGUGUUCUGCUUCCCUUGCUGUCGUCCAGUUAUGUGUUGAGGAGAACCUAGCCGAGUUUACGCGUAUCUGGCAUUUCGUCGAACACCGGGUUCAUCCUAGGCGACAGUUUCUGUAAUAACACCGGAUAACAUGCAUGUUAACCACAUCCUGCUUGACGUCCAAUGGUGAGCGAUGUUUGUUGACAGAAUUUAGUUUUCUUGGCUGUUGCUAGACAUAUUUUUCUAUGUUUAGGUGUGGGUUGGAUCUGGGUGACAUUUGAUUCGUGGGUAAAGAAGCGCACUGCAUUUCUUCUUCUGUAGGAUGAUUCUCUUGCUGGUGUCCUCUCAGUGUUGUUGCUGUAACCCACCUUUGAUGGCGCUAAUGAAAAUUUGUGUCGUGUGCAGAAGAUCAGGGUGCAUCCAACAUGCUCGUACGAUUUGCUUUUGCUGUUGGUUUCCCGCCUAACUCGUCUCGGGCCUCCCCUCACCGACGCGCUAUGGCCAGUGGGAACUGUCACUUUGAUUCCUUUCUGUGGUUGGGCUGUUUGCAGGCCGAGGGAUUUUCUUGUACUGAUGUUUACAACAAUGUUUUUUUCUGUUGUUAUUACGACGCUGCCUCGGAAGGCCAGGCAAGGCUUUUGACAUUUCUACUCAAAGUGGUCUCACGCAUAUGUUUGGUUUUCUCUGUUGGGCCCCCGGGCUCGGAGCACCACGUGUCAUUCUGUGGCGCCAAUGCAUCCAAUGUUUUUUCGAGAGGUCGGGAACGAGAAAAUGACGGCGUGAGGCGACAAGUUGUUUUUGGUGUGUAGCUUGAAUUUUGGCAAUUGAAUGUGGAGAGGGAAACAUAAAGAGAAACUUCAUAUAA